CACAAUUAAAUCAAUACACAUAAAGCUAAAUAAACUCCCGGUUUUCUUUCCGUCUCAGUAGACAAGAUGCCACUGAGACAAUACUCGGAUCCUGCUGCCCUUCUAAUAGACGAAGAUUUUCGCCAUUUGUUUAGUCCAAACCUCUUCGUAACGCCUAUGCUAAACGAAACAGUUGCAACGUUUUGAAAGAUCGGUUGUUCAUCUAGCAUAGAUCUUUAGGAUGAGAACACUAUAUAUGCUUAAAACAGCGGAGAAUAUUACGCGACUUUAAGUCUAUCGAAUUUAGGCAUAUUUUGUACUUUGGAAAAGCUCUAAUAGAUAUUGGCGCCGAACAUGAAAAUGGUAAACUGAUCUUUGCUGAAGCAGUCGAGCAUAGGCAUGCGAAAGCUCUGGUAAAGAAUAAGCUGAUUUUAUACCUAAUUUAAGCUAUCGUUAUUGUUGUCACUUGCAUUUGUUUCGCAAAAAUAGCCUAAAUGUACCUGUUUUAGAAGCCUAAUAACAGAUAUUUCUAGUGGCGGGCAGUCGUCUGCUCGAAGUUAGUACUUUUAAGAAUUCCCUCACCCUCAAGAGUCGGGCGAGAGUCAAGAUGUCAACACCAUGAAAGUAUGUUGUUUUCAAAAAACGCAAUGCAGGAACGCCAAAGCAACCAUCUGACGAGUUGCGAGAAGUUACUUAUGAGAUUUUCAGAAUGGUUCCUUAGUGACAAACUGAAUUCCUAAUAAAAAAAUAUAUGUGACCUUACAGGUUGUUCCUUUGUGUGAUUCUUCCACAUGUUGUUUGUGUUUUCUUAACGCCAAAUUGUUAUCGUUCGAAGAGUGCUGUGUGUCGCUGUCAAGAAAGAAGUUCCUGUUCGAUUGCGUUUUCGUGCCUGAACGGCAAUCACGAUGACGGACGUCGAAGUAGAGGAAUUUGGCAUAACUGAAUGGGAUCUGGAAAAUGAAUUUAACCCGAAUCGGGUACGAUACAAGCAGUCAAGAGAAGAUCAAAUCUACGGAGUAUGGGCUGACCACCGAAAUAGUGACGACGACGAAGACGAGAGACCGGCGUUCCGGGGAGCACCGCGAGGUGCUGCGCACGCGAACAUUUCAUUUGUAUCCGGAGGAACCGCCGGAAGCUCCAAUACUGAAGAAAAAGCGACCGAAAAUGACACCAGAGAAGAAAUCGAGAUUAGAAUACCGACAAAGAAGGUUCGCAGCAUGGCUGGCCCGUCAGGAAUAUUCGCAGGCGAACGAAGUGCGCUAGGCUCUACAAUUGGCACUUGGGAAAAGCAUACGAAGGGCAUCGGGGCCAAACUUCUACUUAAAAUGGGAUAUCAGCCAGGAAGAGGUUUAGGAAAGGAACUUCAAGGAAUAUCGGCACCGGUCGAGGCAACACUUCGCAAGGGCAAAGGUGCCAUAGGAGCUUAUGGGCCUGAAAAACCUGCCCAUAAGAUCGCUGAUACAGUAACUGCCAAUGUUGAUGAACUUGAGCUAAAACAAAAACGUGAAGCAAAACAGUGGCGACGCGGCGAGAAAAAGGUAAAAUACGUAUACAAAUCUCUAGAAGAAGUUCAAAAAGAAGGCGCAACUUUUGUCGAUCGGCAGACCGGGCCAAAGGUGAAAGUUAUAGACAUGACGGGACCGGAACAGAGAGUUCUCUCUGGUUAUCAUCAGCUCGCCCAACAUCGACCAGACGAAGAAUCUACCACAAAAGGGCCCCAGGGCAAUUUCAGCCUCCCAGAACUUGAAGACAACCUUGAUAUACUCAUAGAAACUUGCGAGAACGACAUAAAGCGCAAUACGAGUCGAAUAGAAUGCGAAAAAAAUCGCAUCACGAAUCUACGCUUUGAACAAGAACGACUAAUCCAAGAACAGGAUGAGGGUCAAAGUGUCCGAGAUACCCUGAAAAAAUUGCACGAAGCCCUACGCGAGCUGGAGGAUGGCUGCGGAUCUAAUGCUGUGCGUGCCCUUAGCGUUGGAGAAGUAUGCAUGAUUUUCAGAAGGCUAGUCGAGGAGUUUGAGGGUGAGUUCAAUCAGUUUGAACUGUUUGAUCUAGCACCAUUAGUCAUCUUCCCAUUAAUGAAAGACUUUUUAUCGGCAUGGCAGCCUCUUGAAAGGCCUAAUCAUGGCGUUGAGGUGUUUCGGCAAUGGAAAAACAUCUUAGAACGGUCUCACAGGCCUCGCAACGCACCGGAUUAUUUCUACAACCUCAUGUGGGAGGUAUGGUGUCCUCCUGUUCGGCAAUGGAUCUUCCGGUGGUCGGCGCGAAACCCUGAUCCUUUAGUGAACUUGUUGGAAAUUUGGAAGCCGAUCGUUCCUGCCGGCGUAAUGAGUCACCUUUUAGAGCAAAUCAUAUUGCCACGUAUACAGCAGGAAGUAGAGCAGUGGAAUCCGUUGUUAGAUACGGUACCGAUUCACUCAUGGAUCCAUCCUUGGUUGCCAUUAAUGUCAGACUCGCUGGAGCCCGUCUACCAACCUAUUCGAAUGAAGCUUAGUUACGCUCUAACGAAUUGGCAUCCGAGCGACUCAUCUGCUAAACUUAUCCUUGAGCCGUGGGUUGGAGUGAUGCCGAAAGGCUCUCUUGAAGCAUUUAUUGCUACUAAUAUUAUACCAAAGCUAGGUGCCGUUCUGCAAAGUUUUGUCAUUGACCCGCGCAAUCAGGAAUUUGAGCCAUGGCAAUGGUUUACGGCGUGGGGUGAUAUCGCACCAGUGGCCGCCCUGAUCGCCGUCUUGGACAAAUACUUCUUUCCGCAGUUUCAUCAGGUUCUAUUUCAGUGGUUGCAAACGUCUUCGAACUAUGACGAAAUGGCAACGUGGUUCUCCGGCUGGAAAGCCGCUUUUCCCGACCGCGUUUUAUCCGAUAAUCGAGUACGUGAGCAGUUUCGUCUCGCGCUCGAUUUGAUGAAUCGCGCCGUGUCAGGUCAGCCGAUCCAGGCAAUUCGACCUCCUGAAUUCUACCCUCAACCUCCGUCGGUCCAGCAACAGGCCCGAGACAGAUUCGCUGCACCGAUUCCAACAGGACAUAAUCUUAACUUUACGUUUAAGGAAAUGCUGGAACGUCGUGCGCAGGAAAAAGGCGUCUUAUUCAUGCCUAUAGCAAGUCGGAAACAAGAUGGAAAACAGGUGUAUCAGCUAGGGACUGACCGACAGCUCUACCUCGAUCGAAGCGUAAUUUUCGUGUUCAAUGGCCGUACUUGGGUACCGACAUCGAUGGAAAGUUUACUUGACAGUUGUUGAUCAAUUGCAGGCUGCCUUUUGAGUUGAUUUCUAAUAUAGUUGACCAGCACUAUUUUUGAAAGAAACGAAUAACAAUAGACUUUCUCAAAUAAAUAUGGAUCUAUCUACUUGAACCGUACGAAGAUCAUAUUUAUUAAGGCGAUUAAACGCUAUUCUGCUGACGAUUGAUCUUGUAUAUAUUGAAAUUUAAAUAAACUAAUUAAUGAUGUGUAAGUUUGUUUUGCAAAAUAGAUGUAGUUUGUGGUCAUUGAUUUUUCCAAUUUAAAGAUAAUUUUACAAAUAACGGAAUAACCUUUAAUGAUUCCCAUCUGCCUAAGAAAUAUGAUGAUGAUAUGAUAUGAUGUAUCAGCUGAAACGUUCCUCGCAACGAAGUUCUUUUGUUAAUCCCCAUCUGGCUCCGGCUUCUAUCACUAAAAUCGGAGAAUAUUGCUCAAAAUAGUAAUAUAAACUGGAAGCUUUGGGACAAAGUGAAAAUAAUUUCCAGUGUCAGAAUAUUAGGAACGGAAAGGAUGGAAAACGAUGAGGAGCAUCUGCACCACGUACGAAAUUGAUCCGAUUUUCUUGAAAGGCUGAGGC
Molecule: messenger RNA, 3791 nt
Organism: Varroa destructor (honeybee mite)
Lineage: Eukaryota; Metazoa; Arthropoda; Arachnida; Mesostigmata; Varroidae
Gene: sip1
Product: septin interacting protein 1
Biological process (GO): spliceosomal complex disassembly
Cellular component (GO): U2-type post-mRNA release spliceosomal complex
Molecular function (GO): nucleic acid binding
Source: RefSeq, a predicted model, not a curated record